This is a messenger RNA of Cornus florida, 2787 nucleotides long. Its product is annotated as serine/threonine-protein kinase-like protein CCR1. The record is from RefSeq and is a predicted model, not a curated record. Gene Ontology annotation, biological process: protein phosphorylation. The coding region runs from base 257 to 2605 and encodes 782 amino acids. The transcript has a single exon. NCBI's taxonomy places the organism in Eukaryota, Viridiplantae, Streptophyta, Magnoliopsida, Cornales, Cornaceae. Gene Ontology annotation, molecular function: ATP binding; protein kinase activity; protein binding.
GCAACUCACUCACUCAGUAAUAACAGUGGGGAUUAACUACCUCGGAUCAAUAAUUUCAAGUUGUAACGGUCUAACAAAACUGUAAAAAUGGCGACAGCCACGUUCACUCCCCAUCAUCAACUACACAAUAAGCCACAACUUCACUAGCAAAGAACAGCACAAAGUACCAACAACAACAAGGACAACAACGACUAUCUUACCAUCACUCCAUGACACUGUUGAUUCAAACCCAUAAUCAGUACCCAUUCAUCAAUACAUGGACAACAUCCCCAGAACUCUGUCUGGGUUCUCCCAAUCUACACCAUAUCUUCUCGUUCCAUUCAUACUUCUCCUGAUUUCCACUGGAUUCGCAUCUGGGUUUGGAUCAAUGGGGCCAAUCUCCGCCGCGUUCGGCCAAGAUGGCUUCUUCUGCGCCAUCGAUGCCAGCGGCAAACAAGCCGUUAUCUGUUGGGGCAAGAGCAACACCACCUUGACCUCGUCUUCUUCAUCGUCAUCAUCGUCAAACCCGUCUGGCUAUUCCACCAACAUUCCGCCGAUGGCUGCACUCUCUGGCGGCGACGGCUUUAUGUGUGGCAUUUUGGCGAACACUUCGCAGGCCUAUUGUUGGAAUUUGAUCGGUUCAGGCACUGAUCUGGUCCCUCCGGUCUUUAGAACCAACGCUUAUUCGCAUAUCGCUGCCGGUAAGAAUCAUGUCUGUGCUAUUAGAGGUUCUUAUUAUUCCGAGAAUGAUUCGGGUAGUGUUGAUUGUUGGGACAUUGUUAGAACUUCAAGCAAUAGUUUGACUUCUAAACAGAGUGAUAUGUUUUAUGAUCAUACUAUGACUGAACUUGUUUUCAAAAAGAUUGUUUCUGGUGAAGGGUUUAGUUGUGGUAGUGUUAGAGAAGGUGGUGUUGUCUGUUGGGGGCCUAAUUCAGCAAGUUUAGGUGUUUCUGGGGUAUCAGAUGAAUUUGUAGCCUUAGCUUCAGGAACGGGUUCUCUUUGUGGGGUGUCUGAAGCUUCUGGUGAGGUCAAAUGUUGGGGUGAAGCUGAUUCAUUUCUGGCUCCUCCGUUUGGAACUCGAUUCGUGUCCUUGACAGCUGGGGCGCAAUAUUUUUGUGGGAUUCGAGAAGAUAAUCAUGGGAUUGAGUGUUGGGGGAGCUUUAAUUCAUCUUUGAUCCCAAAGAGUUCUGGGUUUUUCGCAAUUGGUUCUUCUGAUCUCAUUACUUGUGGUAUUAGAGAAGAUAAUUUGGUUCUUGAUUGCUGGUUUGCUAAUGUAUCGUCAUCCCCUGACUAUGAUCCUCCAUUGCAGCUGUGUAGUCCGGGUCUAUGCACCCCUGGUUCUUGUGGUCAAGGGAAGUUUACAUUCAAUGCUAGUAUUCUCGAUGAGCCAGAUUUGACUAGCUUGUGUCUUCGGAAAGAUCUAAUGAUUUGUUCUCCUUGUGGGUCCAAUUGUUCUGAAGGAUCCUUCCUUUCUAGUUCAUGCAGUGCGAAUGCUGAUAGAGUAUGCACGGCUUGCUCUCUUUGCCAGAACAGCUCUUGUUGGGAUGUUUGUAGGCUUCAAUCAUCGGUAGAUGUUCAGCGAAAGCAUCAGCAUCAAUUGCACAAGUUACUGAUUAUAGUUGCAUCUUCUGUUUCAGGUUUCCUUUUGCUAAUAAUUGGCUGGUGGCUUUUUCCCCGUGUGAUUGCCACCAAAAAUGAAGAAGGGACAAAGAAACAAUUUGCAUCCUGCAUAUGCAAACCGGAGUUGGAAACUGAAGCUAAUAUAGACUCAUAUCCUUUUGUUUCUGUGGCCUCCUGUCCUGGAGAGGCACAAGUUUUCCGUCUCUCGGAGCUGAAGGAUGCCACUAAUGGGUUCAAGGAGUUUAAUGAGCUUGGCAGAGGAAGCUAUGGUUUUGUUUACAAGGCUGUUCUUGCAGAUGGGAGGCAAGUGGCUGUCAAGAGGGCCAAUGCUGCCACCAUAAUCCACACUAAUAGCCGGGAAUUUGAAAUGGAGUUGGAAAUCCUUUGCAAUAUACGGCAUUCAAAUAUUGUGAACUUGUUGGGAUACUGCACAGAAAUGGGGGAAAGGUUGCUUGUUUAUGAGUUCAUGCCCCAUGGGACACUUCAUGACCACCUCCAUGGAGGGCUUUCUCCUCUGAACUGGAGCAUCAGGUUGAAAAUUGCAAUGCAGGCUGCAAAGGGGCUUGAGUACCUUCACAGGGAAGUUGUACCUCCAAUUGUCCAUCGGGACGUUAAGAGUUCAAAUAUUCUUUUGGAUGCUGAUUGGGGAGCACGAAUUUCAGAUUUUGUCCUUCUCACUCCAAAUGAGAAGGAUAUCCGCGAAGACGUGAGAACCGAUGUCUACAACUUUGGGAUUGUACUGCUGGAGAUUCUUAGUGGAAGGAAAGCUUAUGAUAGAGAAUGCAAUCCUCCAAGUAUAGUUGACUGGGCAGUACCUCUUAUAAGACAAGGUAAGGCAGCUGCCAGCAUUGAUCAGUAUGUGGCUCUUCCAAGAAAUGUUGAACCUCUGCUUAGACUAGCUGAUAUAGCAGAGCUUGCUGUAAGGGAAAAUUCUAGUGAGCGUCCUACUAUGUCAGAUGUUGCACUCUCUUUGGAACUACUCGUGAAGGAUGGGUUGAUCUUGUAGUUUCAAAUUGGAUGCUUAUUUAUUCAUUGUGAUUGAGUUAUUUGAUAAACAUAGACGUGAGAUAGCAGCCUCUGGUGAGUAGUGCUCUCCUGCAACUGUACAUUUGUUAUGGGCUUCUUGUACAUUGCAUUGCUUACCAACUCACCCCUUUUUCUCCCAAAUAAAAAAGAAAAUUCUUUUUA